This is a messenger RNA of Daucus carota subsp. sativus, 1029 nucleotides long. RefSeq names its product leucine-rich repeat extensin-like protein 5. NCBI's taxonomy places the organism in Eukaryota, Viridiplantae, Streptophyta, Magnoliopsida, Apiales, Apiaceae. The record is from RefSeq and is a predicted model, not a curated record. The coding region runs from base 145 to 732 and encodes 195 amino acids. The transcript has 2 exons.
AGUGAAGUGCGGCGGGCGGUAGGAGGAAGAGAAGAAAAGAGAGAGGGUAGCCGAAAAGAGAAGAAAGGGGAGGAGAAGGUCGCCAUUUCAAGCUUCAUCAACACAUUCAAAUCCCGAUUAACAUUAAUUUUAAGACUAUCAGACAUGUCAGGCCCCAGUACCCCGGUUCAUUCUGAUCAUUCAGAGUCGACAGUUGAGGGACUUCCACCCCGUCCAGGAGUUGUACCAGUAUCUUCACCCAGGGCACUUACACCCCCACCUGUAGCUGGACCUUCACGUCCACCUGGAUACCCUCGUAGUGGACAGACCCCUAUUGCAGCUGUACCGCUUAGGGCUAUACCCCCACCUGCACCUGAGAUGCCCCCACCUGCUCCUCUUGUACGACCUCCUAUCCGUGGACCUCCACCAGAGCAUGAGUCUUCUGGGUUUUCAGGUGUUGGACCCUCUUAUACGUGUUUCCCUCUUUCAGUACCCUAUCACUACUAUCAGGCACUUUUGAUGGAGAGAGAGGAGCUGUUGGGCCAGAUUAGAGAGUUGACACAGACGAUGAGGGAUUUAGAUCCUAACAGGGGAGAGAGACAGUUGAGAAAGGAUAUCUUUGUUUUCCGGAGGAUUGCAGCAGCGAGACUACAUGGAGCCACUUCGGAGUUUGGUACCCCUAGGGAUAUUGUAGUUUGGGCUAAUUGGGUCCUGGAGCAGCUGGAGAUUCUCGGAGGACCAGACUUUCCAUAGGUCUGGAGUGUAUUAGAUGUUGGAGAUGAUCCGUACUAUAGUGAGUAGUGUGUAUGAUGCAGCAUAGUGAGUAGUUGUAUCAGGUCAGCAGAUUUUGACAUGUACAUAUAGACUAGCGGAGCUGGCCAGAUGAUGGGUAUGUUGUGAUGGUCAUCAGCCGAUUUUGACAUGUAUAUAUAGACUAGCUGAGUUGACUAGAUAGCCUUGUUGUUGCUGUUGUUGUACUUUACUUUUGAUAAAGCGCUUGACGCUUGUAUCUCCAGCACUGACUUAUAUAUAUCAGCAUCUUUUACUUUA